Molecule: messenger RNA, 2382 nt
Organism: Aspergillus caelatus
Lineage: Eukaryota; Fungi; Ascomycota; Eurotiomycetes; Eurotiales; Aspergillaceae
Exons: 3
Coding region: 1-2382 (793 amino acids)
Biological process (GO): secondary metabolite biosynthetic process; amino acid activation for nonribosomal peptide biosynthetic process
Cellular component (GO): cytoplasm
Molecular function (GO): phosphopantetheine binding; catalytic activity
Source: RefSeq, a predicted model, not a curated record
AUGAGAGCCCCAAAGCGGCAGCAGCGACUGGCUCUUGGUAGUGAUCGCAGAAUGUCACGAGGCCAUACCGUCGUACGCGCGGAUUGCGUCAACAACCCGUCGCGUAAACAACCUCAUCAGACUGCAACAUACAUUCAACCGGAAGGAAAGCUUUUCGCCACGAACGAAGGGGGCUUUAUGAUCACAGACCGAAGUAAUCCACAUUAUCAAACGCAUGGCCUGUUUCCUAUCGGUGGACUAUCGUGGCUUGUGGAUCCGCAAGACGUGAACAAGUUAGUCCCCAUAGGUGCAGUGGGGGAGAUUGUCUUUGAAAGUCAUGAACUAGCGACUGGGUAUUUGAAUGAUCCGGACAAGACCGCCAAAACUUUCAUCAAACCUCCUGUUUGGGCGCUAGAACGAUCUGCUGCCACAGGUUGCAGAUACUUACGAAUGGGAGACUUGGGAAGAUAUGAGAUAGACGGCAGUCUGUCAAUAUAUGGGCGCGCCGAUGCUCAAGUCAAGAUUCGUGGACUGCGUGUUGAGCUAGAAGACAUUGAGUCAAACCUCCGUGGUAUGUUGCCGCCAAAAUCAGAAGCUAUCGUGGACCUAGUCAGGCCAUUUGAUGCCCCAGAUCGACCUGUUUUGACGACCUUCUGUCGUCUGGAGUUGGAACAUGUGCGCAAGCAAGACGACUACCCAAACCUUGAUAGUGAAACAGUUAUCUCUCUCGCUCGGAAACACCUUAAAGGAACUCUUCCCCAGCACAUGAUUCCUAGAGCUUUCCUCGUUAUGAAGAAUCUACCGCAAAACUACAAGACUAACCGCAGGAAGCUCCGGAGUAAUGCGAGUAAAUUAGGCUAUAAGGCCUUGCUUGCGUCGUCGUUACCCGUGAGUGACAACCCGCUAGUGCCUCCCGCAAAUGACAAUGAGCCUAUGCUCGCUGAGUUGUGGGCAGGUAUUCUCGAUCAAGACGUCACAGGUAUUGGAAGACAGAGCGAUUUCCUCGCUUUGGGUGGUGAUUCACUCGCGGCAAUAAGGCUUGUCGCGGCAUCACGCUCGAAGAAUCUUGGGUUAACAAUGCAGGAUAUCUUGAGAUGUCCCAUAUUGCAAAAUAUGGCCGAGCUUGCAAUAGUCGGGAGUACUGAUGUGGGAGAUACAGCGACUACCGAUGAUGCUAAAAAAUACCUAUACUGGCACCACAAUACAAUUAUUUUGAGAGCAACUGACUUCCAGGAGUGGGCGGCGUCUGUGGGCGCAAUCAAUGGAGGAUGGAUCGACCACCUUGUGUACGACUUUCGGGGCCAACUUGACUUGCAACAACUCGAAAGAAGCUGCAAAGGUCUUGUUGAGGCACACUCGAUCCUCAGAACUGUGUUCGAACUUAUCGACGAUAGAAUCUACAUGCGGGUGCAUCAUGCACAAAACGUUCCAUUUAGAAUUCACCAUUCAACCAUCGACGAAACGGAAACGCAAAGCAACAAAAUAUACGCGAUAGAUAGGAUCUCUCCUCUAGGAAGCCCUAUCUUGCAAUUUGACCUGAUCAAAGCAUCCCCUACCAGGCAUAGACUCAUUAUGCGGCUCUCCCAUGCGCAGUAUGAUGGGUUCUGCGCCGACACAUUUGGGCAACAUCUUCGGUACCUCUACUUCUCCCAGCCAGUCCCGUGCACCUUGCCCUUCCAUGAGUACGCCAGGAGAAUACUAGACCCACGCCUUAAACACGAUGCAGAGCUCUAUUGGCGAAACCAUAUCAAGGGUAGCCGAAUGCCACAACUAGUGAGACGAGGUAGGUGCGGACCACCUUUCGACAAGAACUUAGACGGCGAGCUCAGACGGUCCAUUGUGGAACCAAACCUACGGCGCUACGGCCUCAGCACAGCCGUCAUUGUUAAGGUAGCCUGGGCCCUCACAAUCUCCUCAGUAUCUCAGUCAGCCGAUGUCGUGUUCGGUGACUUCAUCGCUGGGCGCCAGGCUCACAUUCCGGAUAUCGAGACGGUUGUCGGGCCUUGUGUGAACUAUAUGUCAGUCCGAGUCCGACUUUCGCCGAACCUUAGCUGUAUUGAGCUCCUCAGGGAGGUCCAAGCCGAUCUAGUUUCCGCAAUCCCGUACGAGUCCCUCGGGUUCAAGCACAUCAUCCAGAAGUGCACAGGCUGGGGCCAGGAAGAAAGAUUCUCGAGUAUUGUCAACUUCGUCAACGUUGGAUCGGCCAGUUUCGGGAGCGAAGCCUGGGUCGAGGAUGGAGAAGACAAACUUGAGGUUGAUUCCAUCUACGAGGAACAACAGCAUGACAAGACAGACCUGUGGUUAGUGUGUUUACCAGGACAUCUGGCGUCGAAAUUGGAAACAGAGAACAACGGCAGAAAGAAGACCUUAGAGCUAAAGUUCAGAUACAACACGAGUUUAUGA